CACGUUUUUAUAUACUCCGUCUAUUACACGUCAUUAUAUAUUCAUUUUUUACGCAUGUGCUCAUAAUAAUUCCGGGUAUAAGGAGCCGUGUAUUCCUUAAUUUGGUCCAUCCUGAAGAAAGAACUCAUUUUACUUUAUUUCAGAAUCAAAUCAUUCUGGAUUUCUAUCGCCGGGAAAGGAUGAGUUCGCCGGACGUGGCUGAUUCCGGCAGGUUUCCCGGCCAGAAAUCGAACUUCUCCCAGACAUGCACCCGGCUGAGCCAGUACUUGAAGGGGAGGGGUUCUUUUGGUGAUCUCAGUCUGGGUAUUUCCCGGAACUCUGAAACUUCCGGGGUUCCGCCGGCGACCCAGACAAUGAAUCUGCUCCCCAUGAUUGAGAAAUCGGGUCAUGGAACCAAACCCAUGUCCGGGUUCACUGACUUUGGAUCCACUUUUAACAAAGAUGAGGCUAAUCAGAAGAUCGAUUCAACUCAUUCAAGUGUGGCUAGAGCAGAGCCUGAGAAGUCGCAAAUGACGAUAUUUUAUGGGGGUGAGGUGUUUGUGUUCAAUGACUUUCCAGCACAAAAGGCUGAAGAAAUUUUGAGUUUGGCUAGACAAGGAAACAACACACAGAAUCCCAACAUCUUUUCCUAUAAAAAUUCAACUUUCCUGCCCGCGAAACCGGCAGAAUGUUCAGCUACCAAUGCGGUGGCUUCCCCCGCUGUUCAGCCAAUUACUUCUGACCUGCCCAUUGCGAGGAGACAUUCACUUGCUAGGUUCUUGGAGAAGAGAAAAGAUAGGAUUAUUUCAAAGGGACCAUACCAGAUGGGUGGCAAAUUGGUGGCAGCCUAUUCAUCCAAACAAAAAGAUCAUGACAAGUCGUGGUUGGGCUUGGGAGCUCACCUUUCCAUCAAAACUGAACCCCACUCUUAACUUUUUUUGGUGCUUUGCUAAUCAAUCAAUUACUCCAAGUUUGAUGUGUAAACAUUAAUAGCUGAAGCAGCUAAUAUAUGCUUAAAAGUCACUCUUGCUUUCAGAUCUAAUGGCAGCAUCUGCUAGUUUAUAUGAACCGUCCGAUCCAUGUUCGGAUAGUUGCGAUCCAACAAUUCACCAAUAACUGGUUGUCGGAUUCGAAGACGUGUUUAAUUACCAUAGUUAAGUUCUUGAUGUUUC
This is a messenger RNA of Cuscuta epithymum, 1151 nucleotides long. NCBI's taxonomy places the organism in Eukaryota, Viridiplantae, Streptophyta, Magnoliopsida, Solanales, Convolvulaceae. The record is from the annotation of a GenBank genome assembly.